Molecule: messenger RNA, 693 nt
Organism: Volvox carteri f. nagariensis
Lineage: Eukaryota; Viridiplantae; Chlorophyta; Chlorophyceae; Chlamydomonadales; Volvocaceae
Exons: 6
Coding region: 1-693 (230 amino acids)
Source: RefSeq, a predicted model, not a curated record
AUGCAUGGUGCCGUACCCUCCUUGGGCUCAACUGGCGAGAAGAUGAGCUUAACGGAAUUGGCGGAGGGCGUCCUGGUUUCGGAGCGCAUAUUGCGGUACAAGGCCACCUUGAUCUGCAGCGCCCGAGCCCUCGCCGCAACUAGACUCUCGGGACUGGAGGGGCCAGAGCCGCUGCUGCGGUUGCUGCUGCUGCCGCUGCUGGAGGCGGCGGCAGCGGCGCCGCCGACGUCACCGUCAAGCGGUGUACGAUCCAGAGCGGGUGCCACGGAUACCGUUUCGCUGGCGGUGGCGGUAACCUGGCCCUGGCCCUGGUCCUGGUCCGGUCCAGAUCCUCGUCCUGAAGAACCUGGUUCGGGCUCUUCAUGGCGGAGACGCCGGUUACGGGAGCCCGGGGGCCUCGGCGGCAUCGACGCGGAUGUCUCUGUGGCCGCUGCUGCGGCAGCAGCCUCCGCGGCUUCCAAUGCGGCGCUGACGGUGGCGGCGACCUGGGCCGGAAGAGCUCUGAAGCUUCGGCUCGCGCCCUGGGGCUUCAAUGGUGCUGAUCUGCCUGCUGUGUGGCCUGCGCUGUGUAUGUUCGGACACGCUGCGGUGGCUAUGGUGGUAGUGGUGCUGGAGGUCGUGCAGGUGGUGCUGAUGCUCGUGGUGGCAGUGGUGGCAGUGGUGGUGGCAACCAUGCUGAGGUCGGCGAAUUGA